Molecule: messenger RNA, 1848 nt
Organism: Colossoma macropomum (tambaqui)
Lineage: Eukaryota; Metazoa; Chordata; Actinopteri; Characiformes; Serrasalmidae
Exons: 3
Coding region: 65-1744 (559 amino acids)
Source: RefSeq, a predicted model, not a curated record
GUCCCUUGGCAAUAGUGUCUCCGCGCUGUGCCACAAACUGAGGGAGCAGCACAGUGAGGCCUGGAUGACGAGCACACUGCAGUACCUUGCAGUGUGUAAGAGAUUCCAGGUCCCUGGUGUCGAGGCACAGCCUGUGGCAUCACCACCACCCAUGAUGCCUGUUCCCUCACCCCACUGGCUCCUCACCGUCCAUGCCGAGGACAUACGGACGCGGAUCGGUGAGAUGAAGGCCAGGGUCACCUCCAUUUUCGGAUCCAUCCUGAAGAUGGAUUCAACCAAGAAGGUGACCAAGAAGCUGGCUGGAGCUGCAGCCAGGACAGCAGCCUGGGCGACCAAUGUGGGCAACGAGCACGGACAGGUGCUCAUGUCCGUGCUCACAGCUCAUGAGGGAGAUGGGCUGCUGCCCAUGGCAGCAGGGCUGAUGAGGCGCUACAGUGAAGCUGGAGUCCCCCCGCCGAAGCUCCUGUACGUGGACAGGGACUGCUGUUCCGGAACAGGGAGGUCCAGAGCAGCGGCCAUGUUCCACGAGUGGGAGGAGCUGGUUGUCAGGCUGGACGUGUGGCACCUGAUGCGAAGGUUCGCGGUGGGUGUCACCACUGACAGCCACCAGCUCUACGGCCUCUUUAUGGCGAAGCUCUCUGCGUGCAUCUUCGAGUGGGAUGCAGCAGAUGUGGCUCGUCUGCGGGAGGCCGUGCAGGCGGAGAUGGAGGAGAAGCAGGGCAUCGUGGGCCUCAGCGAAGAGCAGCUCAACAGCAAGCUGACGACAAAGCUGCUUGCUCGGCACUGUCGGCGCCGCACGCGCGGUGCAGAGGAGACCGAGGAGCUUGUCCAUCAGCUGCUGGAGGCUUUCCGCGACGUGACGGACACGAUGGGCGUCCCCUUGCUGGACAACGAAAGGAUGGAUGUCAUCUGGAACAACCAGCGGCAACACCUUCGUUGCAUCCAGGAUCCUCCGGGACUCCAACUUUAUGCUAAGACGGGCCAGCUGACCAAAGGCGGGGUUGUCCUGCCUGUGUACCGUUGCGCACGGGGCUCCACCUCCCUUGAGUCGUUCCACCUACACCUCAAUCACUUCAUACCUGGUAAGUGUAUAGAUUUGUAUUGUGUGUGUGUGUGUGUGUUUCUGUCUUGUGUUUGUUGUGGACCGUCUACAACAUGUUUUCUCUGCUUCACAGGCACUUCUGCAAAUGCAGAAAACUUUCAGGCAUACCUCCUGGAAGGCUUGGUGAGGUGGAAUGAGGACCGUGCAGCAGCGGUAGACCAGGCAGAGCAGGUGCUGCGGUGCUACAGUGGCCACCUGCAGCACAACCUCAACCAGCUCAGCCAACAGCUGCUCAACCGUAAGCUGGUUGAGGACUACACAAAACCUGGAGAGUACACAGGAGAGCUGAUCGGUGUCGAGUACCUCUACUCCCAGCAGUGCAAGGAGUUGAGAGAGGACAUUGGUCGUGAUCCGGAUACUCCAGAUGGCACCCCAGAUGACGAGUCGGACUGGGAGGAUGAAGGGUUUGCUGAGGCUGUUCAUUUGGGUACGGAGGAAAGUGACCCCACCAUCGUCCCGCUUUCGGUUGAUCCCCACCGCAGCCUGCUGUCCAUCCGUGCUGCGGCGGAGGCAGGGGCACCUCCUCUGUCUGAAGACGCCCCAUCUGACCCACUCCUUCCCUCCACAGCGACAGCGACGUCAGGCGGGGACGAUGAUGAUGGUGGUGGUGGUGAUGUCAACGUAAGAACUGUUAAGAUUUAAAUAAAAAAAAAUUUACAAGAACAGCACAGCAUAAAUCUGAAUAAAAUUCAUCUCCUUGUUGUUGUUUUUCCUUUAUUUUGCUAGGAAUUCACAGGGCCUGAUGG